GAAUGAGCGCGCACACUGUUUUCUUUGGCAACCGUUCAUUUGUGUUUAGGCAGCGCUCAGACGGUAAAAAUAUCCUGAAAGAAUUAACAAUCUCGACACGCUAGCGAAUAGCGGAAACAGAAAAGAGAUAUCUUCGAAUGCACUAAGCUCUGAGCAUUAUCUAGAGUUAAAUCUCCAAACAGAGCAAGAUGCUAUUUUUUCGAUAUCAGAUUCUAUGGUACGUGUUUUUGACUGCACUGGUGUUGGCCACUCAAAAUGUAAUGAGCCGAAAAAGUAAAUGUGACAAGAAAUGCAUUGAUAUUCUCCGUGAAGCCCAAAAAAAUCCGCCUCCAAAAUCCAGAGUGGCUAUACACACUGGUUAUUGUAAGGCAAGAUACGUUUGCCGAAAAGGAACUGACAUAAGAACUUGCAAGAAUGGAAAGUGGAUCGCAAGCAAAACACCCAAGUGUUCAGUAUAUUGCGGCAAACCCGAUGACAUUCCACACGCCACAUUCUCUGGUUCCCGUUUCAGCGCCAACCAUAAAAUAAAGUACAGAUGUGAUCAUGGCUAUGUACUCGAAGGACCAAAAAGAAGGAAAUGCGGAAAAGACGGACAGUGGUCCCAGGCUCCUAAAUGUUCACCAAGAUCAUGUGGAAAACCCGAGGACAUUCCUAAUGCUAACGUGAGCGGCUUAAGUUAUAACUACGAGGAUACUUUAAAAUACACUUGUUCAAAAGGUUAUCGACUUCAUGGACCGGAAAGGAGAACGUGUCUUCAUAAUGGGAAAUGGUCAAGUGGUCCGACUUGUACACAAAUCCGUUGUGUAAAGCCACGAAGACUUGUCAUUCGAAAUGGAAAUGUCACCACCUCUGACCCUGAAUACCUGUAUGGAGCUACCCUUGCAUUUGAGUGUAACGAAGGGUAUGAGCUACGAGGCAGUGACACGAUGACUUGCCUCAAAUUUGGUUGGAGCCCCAGAAGAUCACCAUAUUGCGCUAUAAAAUCUUGUCCAGAUCCUGGGAGACCAGAGAAUGGUGAUCGUUACUAUCAAGAUCGAUAUUUUAGAAUUGGUAGUACAGUGCAGUUUUCCUGCCAGUCUGGUUUCCAAUUGUCUGGCUCAAGGGAAAGGACUUGCCAGGAGAAUAAGGAAUGGAAUGGAACUUUGGCCACAUGUCAAGAUGGAAAUACCGACUGUCCCGUUCUAGGUACUCCAAUAAGCGGACGUAAAUACGGCAGCGGAUACAACAAGGGAGACAUUGUAUCAUUCGAAUGUAAACGCGGGUUUCUUCUUAAGGGGUCCGCAGUAAGAAAAUGCUUGGAUAGCGGAGCUUGGAAUGGCACGGACGCAAUUUGUCGGGAUGAAUUCGAAGAUCGGUUUAAGGGUGUUAACGUCACUGCCUACAAUCUUCGCAAAAAUCUGCUUGAUCCUUUAUCAGAGUACACGUGUAACAGCGAUAACAGCACUGGAUGCAACAGGACAAGUAUUCGUGUCAUGGAUUUCAGAGGCAGAGCCAUUAAUUUGAACUCAAGGGGUGGCUUAGAUCUUGUGUUCGUCAUCGAUGCAUCAAGCAGUGUGAGAAAGCUGACUGAUUUCAAGUUUGGUUUGGAAUUUGCAAAAGAGCUGGUUAGAACCAUUGGCGCCAGCAAAAGAGCUGAUGGAACACGAGUAGCAGCCGUGACUUUUGGGACGGACGUGAAAGUUGAAUUUAACUUAGGAGACGCAAAGGUCGACACCAUGGAUAAAGCAAUCAAAGCCAUUGAUGAUAUAAUCUACAUUGGGGGAGCUACGGCCUCAGCACUUGCUUUACAAGAGGUCAAAGAUGUCGUUGUGCCACAAGCUCGUCCCGACAGACACCGUGUGUUGAUGUUCAUCACCGAUGGAAUGUCUAACAUUGGGGGUCCGCCUAAAAAGUUAGCGAAGCAUCUUCGUGAACAGGAAAACUUUGAGAUCUACGCAAUAGGAGUUGGAAAGAAAGUUCGCGCUCGUGAACUGAUGGAUAUAGCCUCACCUGAAGCAGCCGAUAAUCAUGUGCUCCAUGUCAGAGACUACAAUCAUCUUCAGAAAGCCAUCAAGAGAGCGACUUACAUCAAGAUCGAUUAUAAACCCUGUGGUGUAAGUCCGGUUGACCUGAGGGCGAGAAUGGUCGGUGGCAAGAAUUCGAAAAGAGGCUGGUGGCCCUGGCAGAUUGGACUACGCAGGCUCAACUCAGACGGGAAACUUGUGCUUAUCUGCGGCGGUGCUCUGAUUUCUCGUCGUUGGGUUCUUACGGCUGCACAUUGUUUUUACCACAAAAAUUUUCAUGGGGCUAGUGUUUUCGACGAUUUGUCCAAUAAGUACCAAGUGAUAGCGGGUGACCACCACUUGGUGAGGGUUGAAAAAUCUCAGAUGGAUGUGGAGGUGAAGAAGAUUUUUGUUCAUCAAGAUUACAUCGAUAAAAAAUUCGCAAGUGACAUUGCUUUGGUCAAACUCGACAAGGAAGUGGAACUUGGCCCCUUUGUACGGACACUGUGUAUUCCAGAAAAGGAUGACGGCGAUUUGGCAAUCCCUAAAAAAUUCGGCAUAGCAACAGGUUGGGGUGUAACGCAAGCCUUGAAACUUGGAGAAAUACCCAAAGAAGAAAAACGCUACUCAGCCCGUCUUCAGUACUCAGCCUUCACAAUUCAAAGCGACGAACUCUGCGCUAACAAAUCAGGGAAAUACUUUUUCAACUCUACAGUGAUGUUUUGUGCCGGGGAUGGGAAGGGAGGAAAUGAUACUUGCCAUGGUGACAGUGGAGGAGCUUUCGUACGUGAGGCAGAAAGAGGAGAAGACUUCCGUUGGGUGGCUACUGGGCUGGUCAGCUGGGGAGUGGGCUGCGCACAAAAGGAUCAGUAUGGAUACUAUACUAGGAUGUAUCCAUUUACUGAUUGGAUAAAGAAAACUAUGGAAGAUAACUCAUAGUAAAAUGACUGAGCUGGUUCAAUACAUGUUCGAGUAUCUCUUCUUCGUUUUAAAAUGAAUAUUAUCUUUUGUAACUAGUGCGGUGAUAGUGCCGAGGAAAAAUUUCCUUAUGGGCUGAGGCUUAAAACUGAUUUGGAAGUCGUUUGUAAACAAAGUCUUAAAAAUCAUGCGAAAAUCGUUGCUAUAUCAUUUCUCAACUUUAAUCUGAUGUCCAAUUAUGCAUUUUGCUUCAAAAGCCGGAGCUUUUGUAGGUUAAUGCUCAGAUUGAUAGUAGGGCUGUGUCUUUUUUUUUUCGGUUUGUAAUCAAAGAAAAUCGCCGAUGAAUAUAAAAUGGUUUCUUUCUUACUUUCUUAAUUAAGUAAUCAUGACAGAAGCAAUAUAUUUUAAGGAAGGAAAUUAAAGUCCUAUUCUCCUUUGGGGUCA
Molecule: messenger RNA, 3344 nt
Organism: Stylophora pistillata
Lineage: Eukaryota; Metazoa; Cnidaria; Anthozoa; Scleractinia; Pocilloporidae
Product: complement factor B
Biological process (GO): complement activation; proteolysis
Cellular component (GO): extracellular region
Molecular function (GO): serine-type endopeptidase activity
Source: RefSeq, a predicted model, not a curated record